Molecule: messenger RNA, 1989 nt
Organism: Lemur catta (Ring-tailed lemur)
Lineage: Eukaryota; Metazoa; Chordata; Mammalia; Primates; Lemuridae
Gene: PLEKHB1
Product: pleckstrin homology domain containing B1
Exons: 8
Coding region: 147-821 (224 amino acids)
Biological process (GO): regulation of cell differentiation
Cellular component (GO): membrane
Source: RefSeq, a predicted model, not a curated record
GCCCCAGGUUCUCUGGGGCACACAAAGCGCAGGCGCAGCGGGUUGGGUGGCAGCAGGAUCCAGUAGCAGCCGCCUUGGCAGCAGCAUCCGCAACAGGUGUAGACAAGGUCCCGCCUGACUCCACCCUGGAAAGUCCUUUUGAAGAAAUGGCCCUGGUGAGGGGCGGCUGGCUAUGGAGACAGAGCUCCAUCCUCCGCCGUUGGAAGCGGAACUGGUUCGCCCUGUGGAUGGAUGGGACCCUGGGCUACUAUCACGAUGAGACAGCACAGGACGAGGAGGACCGUGUGCUCAUCCACUUCAACAUCCGCGACAUAAAGAUCGGCCAAGAGUGCCACGAUGUGCAGCCCCCAGAGGGCCGGAGCCGAGAUGGCCUGCUGACCGUGAACCUACGGGAAGGUUCCCGCCUGCACCUAUGUGCAGAGACCCGGGAUGAUGCUGUAGCGUGGAAGACGGCACUGCUGGAGGCACACUCCACCCCGGCCCCAGGUGGAGCCACCGUCCCUCCCAGGAGCCGCCGGGUUUGCCCCAAGGUCAGGUGUGUGACCUACUCAUGGAACCCCUGUAAGGUUGAGAGGCGGAUCUGGGUGCGCGUCUACAGCCCGUACCAGGACUACUACGAGGUGGUGCCCCCCAAUGCACACGAGGCCACAUAUGUCCGCAGCUACUAUGGACCGCCCUAUGCAGGCCCCGGCGUGACCCACGUGAUAGUGCGGGAGGAUCCCUGCUACAGCUCCGGCGCCCCGCUGGCCAUGGGCAUGCUCGCAGGAGCCGCCACUGGUGCGGCGCUCGGCUCGCUCAUGUGGUCGCCUUGCUGGUUCUGAGCCCUGGGACUCGGAGCACUGGACCCUGCGCCUAGACUGCUAGAACCCUCUUCCUCCUGGACCCCGCCCCCCACCCUCCACCCUCCACCCUCCACCCGCCAAGCCCUGUCCUCUCCAUUAAAUCCUUCCGGGCUUGGACUGUCCCGCCCACUCCCUCCCUCACCCCCCAUGUCGGAAGAAGCUGUGAUCCCAGGCACCAGACAUCCGUCGAAAUCUUUGCAUCUACUGCUAGACACCCCAGAAAUCCGAUAAAGACACAUAUGGAUAAAUUUCCUCCAAACACACUAGGACACAGCAAACACAACGCAUUCGGUCUCAAGUUCCACAGGCGCUGGAGACACGAGUUGGCCUGUCUGCCCUGUCCUCGGGGAGCUCCAGGCCUGGUGGGGGAAACUAGAGUAAACAGACACUUAACAAAACUCCAGAGUUAUCAGUCCUUUGACAAGGACACACAGGGAGUGAGGCAGGUAGGCUGGGGUUAUGGUUACUGGCAAGUAUACAGAGCCGUGAAUGUCAUGGCCUGUCCAAGAAAUUAAGGGGGAGUUCGUUUCAGCUGGGUGGAGGCAGGCAGCAUAUCACGGUGGGCCUCUAGGCUAAGGACUUGCUGGGUAAGGGGGAGAUGUGAGCUUUCUAUGGAGGGAAGUUUCAUGAUUGCGCCUAUAAUGAAUAUAUUGCCUGUUUUAAUACUAACACAUGCCUGUACCCAAAACAUCCCCAAGUUUAGCUCCAUCCUUCCUACCAGCAUCUUCCUUGGUUCCCUUGUUACCCAUGACAAUUGAGCUGAACCUGGGGGCCUCUGGCUGGGGGACAGGUGAGUUGUUUUGGCACCUCCAGCCCUAGGAAAUUGCCUCCAUCAGGAAAUGCCUUUCUGAUCCCAGCAGCUCAGCCCUCUCUUCCUAGUUGUGAUUGUCACCAUCUCAGGCUUUGUCUCUUCAUCUAGGGAAGAUGGCAGUGUUCCCUCCUGGGGCCUGAUCUACCCUUGUGCUAGCCUGGGAGGCCAUGCAGUCUCCCUGUUUGGUCGUCUUCCGGUCUCUUCCCCCAUUCUGUCCCAAUCACCAGUAGAAAUGCUAACAUCACUGCCCAGCAGCCAGGGUAGCCCGCUAAAGUUCCCCUGUAGACGGGGGCCCGUUGGUUCUACUGCAGAGACUAAUAAAAGCGCCGUAGGCUC